UGCUGAGCACCAAAGUCUUCUGGGCGAGCGAGCCAAAGCAGUGCAGUUUGCCGGCUGCAGCGGGUGGGGGUCUCCUGGCCUCAUGGGUCAGCUGGAGCCAGUGAGCCGGGGAUGGAGAUGACUGCUGCCUCUGAGGGAGGCACCCGCCAGGGGCCGGAAAAUAAGCAUGAAGAGAAAGUGCAGGAUCCCGACAGAGGAGAGGCAGAGACCAAGGCAGAGAUGGGGAACAAAACAUGGGCAGACCUGGCUGGGGAGAUGAAGACUUUCCUGUGGAACCCAGAGGACAGAACCUGCAUGGGGAGAACAGCCAAGAGUUGGGGCCUGAUCUUACUGUUCUACUUCAUCUUCUACACGUGCCUGGCGGGGAUGUUUGCCUUCUGCAUGUACGUGAUGCUGCUCACCCUGAGUCCCUACACACCCACCUACCGGGACCGUGUGUCUCCACCAGGAGUAAUGAUCAGACCAUACCUGAACGGCUUUACUAUUGCCUUCAACGUCUCCAAGCCCAGCACGUGGCAGCCGUAUGUGGACAGCAUGCACCAGUUCCUAGCAGCUUACGAUGACAAAGUUCAAGAGGAGAAGAACAUCGAGUGCGUCUCAGGACAGUACUUCAUCCAAGGGGGCAACGACAGUGAGGAGAAGAAGGCCUGCCAGUUCAAGCGCUCACUGCUGCAGAACUGCUCGGGGAUCGAGGAUCCGACGUUUGGCUUCUCUAAGGGCCAGCCCUGCAUCCUGCUGAAGAUGAACCGGAUCAUAGGCUACCGCCCUGGUGCAGGGGUCCCUGUGAACGUGGACUGCAAAGUGCAGAAAGGCAAUGAGAGCGAUCUGAGGUCAGUGGAUUUCUACCCUGGAAACGGCACAUUUGACCUCAUGUAUUACCCCUACUACGGCAAGCUCACGCACGUCAACUACACGUCCCCCCUGGUGGCCAUGCACUUCACAGACGUGAAGAGGAAUAGUUUGGUCCACAUUCAGUGCAAGCUGAAUGGGAAAGGGAUCAUCAAUGACGUUAACAGCGACCGCUUCCUGGGCCGGAUCAUCUUCACACUCAGCAUCGGAAAGUAGUCAGUAAACACAAGGCGUGAGGUUAAGUCAGUCAGAGGCUUUUCCCUUUUAAAACAUAAAGACUAGUUUUUUUUUUUCUUUUUUCUCCCACUAGGAAAACAGACAUGGAAAUUUUUAACUUAUUUUUUUUUUAUAGUUAGGAAACAAAUGAGAUGCAACCGCAUCUUUCAGCAUCUGAUAAAUCACAAUUAGUAAAUAUUAAAAGUUACACCUUGGGCAGAGAAUUUGCAAAAGCAUUUCAGUUUUUAUUAGAAGAACUCUGGUACCUGAACACUGUUUCCAUAAGAUCUUUUACAUGUGACCUCUGUUUUAAUCUUUACAAUAGUUUUAGGUGCACUUCUCAGGCAACAGCUAACGAGAUGGUGGUUUAUCAGUACUAUUCCUGUUCAAAUACCAAACAGCAAACGUUCUGGAUGAUGCUUGCAAUGACAGUUAAGAAGAUAUAACGGCAAACCUCAAUGUGCCACUGGGACUGCUGGCAGCAGCAGCACCCUGCCUGCAGCUCUGCCCACCCGGCCCAUACAGGGUGCUGCAGCCAAGGCUGCUUGGCCCCAUCCCCAACUCCUGGGCCAACAGUGCAGCUCUGCCAGCCCUGAGAGGCCUUAACAAGGCUUCCUCCGUGUUAACGAUGAUCACGUUAAUUGCUAUCUUUGUUCCCUAGGACAGCAAGGCACAGCGGUGAUUUCAGCAUCUAGGCAAACACUUUGUUUCUACAGGCACUCGGACUCACUUUAGUUUUGAUUAUUUGGAAAAUGAGAUCUUUUAUUAUAGUCGCCUUCAUAUUUAACAUACAGAGGGCGUAUUUCUCCUCUCAGUUACAAUCAGGACAGGACACGGUAGGACCAUGCACUUAGGAGAGCACACUUAGUAAAACUACUGACUGAACGAGAGCAUUGUGGUAUGUUUGCCCUACAUCCUCGUCCAGAUACUUACUCUGCCAUCACUGCUGAUCUAUAUAAGUCUCUAAGAAGCCCUUUUUGUAUUUAUUAAAAUAAAGUGACUACUGUCUAAUUAACUCUGUGUAUCAUUCUUAAAACCCGAGUGGGAUUUGUGGCUUCAGCCUCUUCACUGCUCACAGGGGACCAACCUUCACAGCUGCAAGUACUGCGAGCAGUGAAUCCUGAGCUCCAGUAAGCUCCCAGAACCCCAGAGCUUGGAAGCUCAGCGCAGAGAAGUCUCACGCUAUGGUAUCACAGCCGACCAUUCAGCAACAGCUGUUUCUUAAAAACCAUCAAAAAUAUUAACCAAAGAAUAGCUUCUGCUGACAGACACUGCAGUGGCACUGCUUUUGGCAUCAGAAAUAAGUUACGGCCACAGGUAUCACAAUCGCUGUAGGUCUGUUAAAGCACUCUUCCUUUUGUUGGAUCUCGAAGGGAAACAUCCCCCAUUGCUUCAUGCCAACCCACAGGACUGCUGAGAAGCCCUGGGAAACGCACAUCUGCCUAUGCUAAAGCAGAACUGCACCACCAUCAGGGUUCAGCUUGCUUUCCAUACACGUUCUGCACUCAGCAGGUUCAUUCCAAAUCUGGAGAAUUGUAUACAUCAUUCUGCAUGCUACAACCUUAAAGUGCUGGCUCAGUUUCUGACCUCUAUUGAAGUCCAGAUUAGUCCUUUCUAUGCACAUAAAUAUAUAUAAAAUGCUUGUACAUCCAGGAAAUUGCCAUAUUUUAGCAAAAUAAUGCAGCAAGCGAUGCUGAAGUGGUGUGAGACAGUUUGGUCUACAACCCAAGCACAGAGCCGCAGCUGGAAUGCACUUGCUGCAGCAGAGCAGAGGGGCCCAUCACUGCUAACUCCAGGCAGCUCCAAGAGCCACCUCUGUCUGACCAACAGGCACUGGUGGGACCCAAGCAGCACUCAGCCACAGACCAUGAGCUUCUCUUUUAGUACAGUUCUGGUGUGGAACACAAAACUGGAAAAAAAGAACAGGAAAAGCAGCUUUGGACAAGUCAGGUGCUCUUUUCCUUUACAAGUCAUUUUCUUUACUAUAGAGUUUCUGCUUCACGCUCACCAUUUCUCAUACCAGAGUUCUUGUGCUCUUACCCUGUUCAAAAUUUUGAGAUAGAUAGUAAUAAUUAGGAGGUUAAAGCCAGAUUAAUCCUAUAAAUAAAUUCCUAGACUGCAGCUUUUCAGCGAUCCCCUUUUUGCCAGCGAAACUGCAAGGAUCUCAGCGCAACGCGCUCUUCAUCCUCAGAACAUCCAACCCUCACGCCUGCUCUUCUCACAAGUCCCUUUUAGCACAGAGCCAGAGCUGAGGCAACCUGCUGCCAGUGAGGUUCCACCCUCCCAUCCUCGUUCCACAAUUGAAUUCAGAACAAAAAGGAGAAGACAGCCAAAGAAAGCAACACAAAAUGUGAGCUUUAGUGGACCGUUGGCUUUCCUGAGCAGUGAGAACUCUCCAGGACUGAGUCUCAUCUUAGCAAACAGGGGAGUUACAGGCACACUAGUGCAAAGCAAUUGCAAACACAUUAGCAGUCAGCCUCUCCAUGCUCAUCUUCAACACAUGAAUUUACUAGAAGAGUAACGUUCUCCUCAUAGUAGGUUGAUUUAUUAGUGAGGUACUAUCUUUACAUUCAGAAGGAGGAAAUUCAGACCGGUUCACAGGAACAAGCUGCUAAACGAUGAAAGAAGACAACAGCCACAAGCCAGGUUCCAGACAGAAGCACCUUGAGCUUUGUUUUCAUUUUCCCACACCAUGUACAAUGCUUCUCAGUGCAGCAUUUAUCAUGUGGUUUUAACUUUAUCAAUAUCUGAUAGCUGUACACAACUAGAAAUUUUCUCAUAUAAAAGGACUGAACAACAAAAGGAAGGUCUCAGUGUCAUCUGUAGUCAAUCACAUCUCUCACAUGGACACACGUAACCCCGCUCACUUCUAUGGUCCUCAGAACACUUUCUCCAAAAACCAUACAGUAGCUUCAAGUAAAUUUCCAAUUCAUCUCAUGCUGUAUUAUUUUGUUGUGAUGUGUUUUUUAAUUUUUAAUUAAAAAAACGAAGAACUUUUUGUUUUUAAAGGGACAGGUCAGGAGAAGAGCACGGGGGUGGCAGCAGAGAAAUAAUUAAGAAAUUAU
This is a messenger RNA of Meleagris gallopavo (turkey), 4130 nucleotides long. RefSeq names its product ATPase Na+/K+ transporting family member beta 4 (gene ATP1B4). NCBI's taxonomy places the organism in Eukaryota, Metazoa, Chordata, Aves, Galliformes, Phasianidae. Gene Ontology annotation, cellular component: nuclear inner membrane; sodium:potassium-exchanging ATPase complex. The record is from RefSeq and is a predicted model, not a curated record. Gene Ontology annotation, biological process: regulation of DNA-templated transcription; sodium ion transport; potassium ion transport.